AUGUCGCUCAAUCCUCCCGACCACUCGCUCGACAAACAGUCGACAUCGGAGCUUAUGAUUGGGCUGUCAGCUACUUUGGGCUUCCUAAGCACAGCUGUGGUCAUAUUGCGGAUGUACACACGACUCGUCCUCCUUCGAAAUGCUGGCCUAGAUGAUCUCAUGAUCGUCGUCACUCAGUUUCUUGCCAUUGGGCUGAACGUUUCAACAUGUUUGGAGGGACACUACGGGACAGGAAGACACUAUUGGCUCGCCAGCCCAGAAGACUUGAUGAACCAACUGAAAUCACUGUUCGCUGCUAUCCAUCUUUAUAUCUGGGCGCUCUGCUGCGUCAAAAUCAGCUUGCUCCUCCAGUAUAGGCGCAUCUUCAUGGCGACCUGGCUUCAACGGGUGUCUAUUGUUAUAAUCUGCUUUUCCGUCUCAUGGAACGUCGCGCAGUCCAUUCUCGUGUCAUUCGCCUGCAGUCCGGCGAGCAUAUUCAUUCCAAGUCUGGCACCACACUGUCUCGACAGUUUGACGAUAUGGUACAUUGCGGCCGGAAUUAAUAUCACCACUGACUUUAUCGUCUUCCUCCUGCCAAUACCUCUCAUCAACUCUUUGCAGCUGCCUAUACGUCAGAGGAUCCUGUUGAUCAUGGUUUUCUGUCUGGGCUUCUUUACAUGCAUAAUUUCGAUCGUCCGCGCCACGAAACUCGAGGCUGUUGUCAAAGCAGGUGACCCGUCUUACUACGGUGCACCAGGAGCGAUCUGGUCCAUGGUGGAACUCAAUUGUGCGAUCCUCUGCGCAUGCCUGCCGACCGUCAGGCAUCUAAUCGGCUCACUGAUACCGUGCCUCGGCCUCCGCACAGUGAGGGAUACUUCGGGAUACUACGGCAAGAAUCGAUCAACCCCCAGCCGCCGGCGUCUAAGCAACUUCGCGCUGCGGUCCCGAAAGAGCAAGCUUCAAGUGCCAGGCGGCGGCUUCUCAAAGGUCUCCAAGGGCAGCGGGGCCUCCGAGGCCGUCAUGACUGGCAACAGCAAACACGACGGCGGGAAUAUAGAGCUGGACACAACCUGGGGCAACGACCUUGAAAACGACGGGGCAUUGUACCACAGCAACAAUAUCUCAGCUUGGGUGAGCGCUCAGGAGCCAAAAUCACCCAUCAGGGCCAAAAUCAAGUACAGCGACGACAAAAGGGACAGAAGUGGGAGUGAGUCGCGCUUGAUAGGCACCGGAGUGUCCAACGAACAGCUCCGUACGAACAUAUUGGUUACCAGAGAUGUGACGGUUGAGGAGGGUCGGACGGCAACUCCCAGCCCACAGUCGCGAUCAUUCACAGGUAUCGCGUUGUAA
Diaporthe amygdali is the source of this 1329-nucleotide messenger RNA. RefSeq lists its product as uncharacterized. NCBI's taxonomy places the organism in Eukaryota, Fungi, Ascomycota, Sordariomycetes, Diaporthales, Diaporthaceae. The transcript is spliced from 4 exons. The record is from RefSeq and is a predicted model, not a curated record. The coding region runs from base 1 to 1329 and encodes 442 amino acids.